ACAUAUGAAAUUGCUCGCAUUCGGGAUUAAUAAUGACUAGAUAUUAAGUUAUUAUUAGUCUCGAAUGCGACCAAUUUCACAUGUUAAGGCAUUAUUGGCGCCUACUGUACAAGUUGGUUUCUAUGGCAACAUUCGCCACAAAUAAGAAAACAUAAGAAUGCACUGCGAAAUCUGCAUAUUGUGACUGAGUUUUGCUUGUGAAAAUGUCCUACCGUGAUUUACGUAAUUUCACAGAGAUGAUGAGAGUGUUGGGCUAUCCGAGACUGAUUUCCAUCGCCAAUUUUCGCGUACCAAAUUUUCCUUUGGUUGCGGAGAUCCUGGUUUGGCUGGUGAAACAAUUCGAUCCGGAUAUUGAUAUACCUAACGAACAUGAUACCGAGGAACAACGUGUGGCAUUGAUACGUAACGUUGCUGAGUUUAUGGCAUUAAAGACAAAUAUCAAAUUAAAUACAAAGAAGCUGUAUCAAGCCGAUGGUUACGGGGUAAAGGAAAUAUUGAAAAUUACAACAAUGUUAUACGAUGCGCAAAACAGUAGUAGCAUCAAGGAAAAUCGAUCUGGCAAUAACCAGAGUACAGUGAAUUUUGACAUAUCCGAUAAAAUCAGUGAACUGAAAACGACACGGCAACUCGCCAGUCAAUUGACUAUCAACGGAGCGACUCUCUUCGAUUUACUUGGUCGAGAAAUGGAGCUUCGAGAGAUUCGCAAUACCAAGAUUGCCAGGCAAUUUGAUACCUCGGAAAUAGAAGCGGCUUUGAAAGAUGUUAUCGAGAAUACGUCUAAAGAAAUUGAAGAAACCAAGAAGCAAAUUGAUAAUGUUAAGGAUACAGAACAAAACUUGGAUGCGAGAAUCGAGAGACGAAAAACGGAACUCGAUAGGAAUCAAAAGAGACUCCAUACAUUGAAGAAAGUCCGUCCAGCGUUCAUGGAAGAAUUCGAGAAGCUUGAAAUUGAAUUGAGAUCUUUAUACAAUGAUUAUUUGGAGAAGUUUAGAUAUCUGGCAUAUUUGGAGCAUUUGUAUGAAGAUGCAGCCAAAGCAGAGCAAGAAAGAUUCGAAAGACGACAAGCUGCGACCAAGAAGCAAUUGGAACAAAUGAGAGCCGAAGAUUCGAACUUUGAAAGCAUGAUGGAAGGGAACGAUUCUUUAUUCGCUACAAAUCUUCAAGAACCAUUAGUCACCUCUCUAACAAAUCCAGAGACUACAACAACCGAAAAAUCUGCUCAAUCAGCCCAUGUCAAACCAAGCACUGGAAAAGCAUCGAAAAUGCAAUAUACACAGCGACGCAUUUACGGUAGCAUGUCUGGACGGCAAAGGGGAACGAUCCAAGAAUCGAACGACAGUGAUGGCUCGUUGGAUAGCGAUAGCGACUUAUUAAUCGACGGUGAUCUUGAUGAUGACGAUGAUGAUGAUGACGAUCUUUUGAAUUCUGUAGGCGCACCAGAUAUUGGCGGAUAUGACCUUAAAACUGCCCAAGAAAAGCGAUCUGUCAGCAAGAUAGACAGACAUUCGGACGACGAUUUUUAAUCUGUAUAAUGCAGUCUUUCUGCUAAUCGCCCGGUAUGUUUUUUAUAAUACUAAAUAAAAAAAUUGUAUA
Molecule: messenger RNA, 1593 nt
Organism: Camponotus floridanus (Florida carpenter ant)
Lineage: Eukaryota; Metazoa; Arthropoda; Insecta; Hymenoptera; Formicidae
Gene: Cluap1
Product: clusterin-associated protein 1
Exons: 6
Coding region: 204-1523 (439 amino acids)
Biological process (GO): cilium assembly
Cellular component (GO): cilium; intraciliary transport particle B; centrosome
Source: RefSeq, a predicted model, not a curated record